Messenger RNA from Osmia bicornis bicornis, 2576 nucleotides. Its product is annotated as sodium-coupled neutral amino acid transporter 9-like. Gene Ontology annotation, molecular function: amino acid transmembrane transporter activity. Lineage: Eukaryota; Metazoa; Arthropoda; Insecta; Hymenoptera; Megachilidae. The record is from RefSeq and is a predicted model, not a curated record. Gene Ontology annotation, biological process: amino acid transmembrane transport.
UUAGAUGAAUCUUUUAAACGCAAACUACAAAUAUUUCUUAACGUUGAUAAUAGAAUGUAAACAUUCGGUAGGAAAUCUAAAUGAUAAAAAUUUUAAGUUAACAUGUUAUUGGCUUAAGUAGUAGCUUCCGUUUAACAUGAAUCAUAGGAGAGAGAACUUAAAAAUGUUCAAUUGAAUUUGCCUUAUCGCUUCAGUCUUAAACAAAUAUUCUUUCUCUCUAGAAUGUUCCCUCUUUAUGUACAAGAAAUAUAAUUAAUUGAACGAACAUUCUGAGAAGUAUUAAUGAAAUCUAACGGAAUAUUUGAAGAUCUAGAAAGAACAGUUUAAGUAGAAAUUAUAUACGCACGCGUAAAUGAUAGGCACUUAUUGUGACAAUCAGUAUUAGUAAAGAAAAAUGAGAAGGAGGGAGUUUGUUAUGUCAAGGAUACCCGAUAUAAGCACGCGGGUCCAUAAAACAGACGCUUACUUGUUUAAAACAACAGUUUUCCUGAAGUUUCAACUGUGAAAGUGAUAUUUUUCUUUUGAUGCUACUUAUGAUAUGAGAAUAAAUUGAAUAAAUCAUGCAUAAAUCAAAGAAAGAUUGGGAUAACACCAUACAACAUGACAGUGGAUCUGAGAGUACACCUUUACUUUCCUCUAGCUCUCAUUCUAGUAUCAAAUCAAUUGAAUUUCAAGAUUUUGAGACAAGUGACUUGGAUUAUGCUCCUAUCAACAAUUAUUUCAAGUAUGGUAGUGCAGAAACUUGUACUCUUGAUUCUAAUGCUAUUGCAAUAUUAAAAAGGCCUCCACCUCUUAGCGAAGAUCACAUUUUAGCAUCACCUUUAUCACAAAGCACACCUUGCUCAUUAAAUGUAAUACAAGACAGAUGUUAUGAAAUCCAUAAUACUGAUCUGGUAUUCAAUAAUGAAUCAAAUGACAAAGAGUCUCAGUUAAAUAAUGUUACAAUUAAAUUUUUAUCUUUGUCCUAUUCAUUACAACAAGAACCCACCAACUCUGCAUGUAACAUUGUGAAACCAAAGCAAAGCUCUCUAGUCACAGUGUUUUCAGUAUGGAACACCAUAUUAGGGUCAUCUUUACUAACAAUACCAUGGGGUAUUGAAAUGGCUGGAUUUUUCCCUGGCAUUAUUCUUAUACUCUUAAUGAGCGGUUUGUGUUUGUAUACCGCUUAUUGUCCUCUUGUGCAUAAAUACCAUGGUGGACAUCAGGGUAUAGAAGUAACUCAUCUGUGUCAAAUAUAUAUCAAUAAAUGGGCAGAAUAUAUUGCUAAAUGUUUCAGUGUUAUAGUUUUAUUGGGUGCAACUAUUGCUUACUGGGUAUUAAUGUCCAAUUUUCUAUACAAUUCUGUAAAUUUUGUAUAUGAUGGUACAUUUAGAACACCUGAAUAUUCUACAAAUGAUAAUAUUCUCAUUAUCAGAAUUAAGUGUAUAUUUAUAUUAUUUGUUUUAAUUACAGUAUUGUGUUUGAAAAAGUCAAUAUAUAACAGUACAAACUAUGUGGCUCAUGAGUACACUUACAAUGCUUUGGGUCCAAUAUGGGAUUUAUAUAAAACAGUUCCAUUUUUUCUUGGUUUAUUAAUAUUUCCAUUUCUGAACUGUAGUAGUCCUACUUUCUUUACAAAAUUUAAUUCUCUUGGAACCCUGUCAGUCAUGUAUUUGAUUAUGUUUGUCUUGGUUAAAUCAACAUCAUGGGGCAUCAAUAUGAAUGAAAUAGAAUGGAAAAAUAGCUGGAUAUUGAAAUCUUCCUUUCCUGCUCUUUCUGGAAUGCUGGCACUCUCAUUUUUCAUUCACAACAUCAUUGUAACUAUAAUGCAGAACAAUCGUGAUCAAAGUAAAAAUGGAAGAGACCUUUCCAUAGCUUAUCUUCUUGUUACAUUGACUUAUAUCAUAGUUGGUGUAUUAUUUUAUGUAUGUUUCCCCCUUAAUAAGUUGUGCAUUGAAGAUAAUUUUUUAAAUAAUUUCAAAAAGUGGAGCGGUUUAACGGUAGGAGCACGUAUUGUUUUACUCUUUCAAUUAUUGACAGUGUAUCCAUUACUUGCAUAUAUGUUACGUGUGCAGCUACUUUCGUCAUUGUGUAGAACAUACAAUACAGGCUGUGUUAUAAUCAUAAAUAUUAUUCUAAUAUCUGUAUGCAUUUUAUUUGCAAUUUUUGUGCCGUAUAUUGGUACGAUAAUAAGAUACACCGGUGCGUUGAGCGGUUUUAUAUAUGUUUUCACAUUACCCAGUUUGCUGUAUUUAAUAACUUUAAAACAACAACAAAAACUAACAAUAUGUUCUAUAUUUUUACAUGUCAGUAUACCAAUAUUUGGAUUGUUGAAUCUAGUAGCACAAUUUUUUACUGAAUUAUGAACAUAUUUAAAGAAAUAUUUGAAAAAACCCAAAAAUGUGUUCCUAAUAGUAUAGUACAAUUAAUUUUACAAGGAAAUGUUCAUAUAUUUUGUAUUAUAUUAAAAUGUUAGAUAACGCUAUAUAUUAAGAAACAUUUAUAUAAGAGAUAUAAUCAUAAAUGACACAGAAGAAAUUAUUUAUUUACCUUAUUACAAGCAACUGUGUAAGAUAAUAUAUAUCACCUAAACAUAA